Cadophora gregata is the source of this 1410-nucleotide messenger RNA. RefSeq lists its product as uncharacterized. The transcript has 2 exons. Gene Ontology annotation, molecular function: protein binding. The record is from RefSeq and is a predicted model, not a curated record. Lineage: Eukaryota; Fungi; Ascomycota; Leotiomycetes; Helotiales; Ploettnerulaceae. Bases 57 to 785 code for a protein of 242 amino acids.
ACUCUUUCUCUCCACAACCACUACAUUUAGAAUACAUCACCAACGACAACUCGAAUAUGGCGACGUUGGAAUCUGCGAUUGAGGACCAAGAUGCUGCUCUCUUUGAGGAAAUACUGGGCUCCUCUCCUGGUCCUUCACAGCGAGAGCUCGACCAGGCUCUCUCACUUGCGGUCGAUUCCGAGCUUGGUCUUCCCGACGCUGUGAUCCCAUUGUUUGAGAAAGGUGCCCGCAUCACAGAGAGUGUAUUUCUGGAGGCCGCAAUCAGAGAAGGGGUUGAACUUUUCGAAAUUUUUCUCAAAUACGGAUGGGACAUCAAUUCAGUGGAGUUUGGUGAGCCAGCUUUGAGACUUGCUAUUGAUAGCGAGACAAAGGUGAGAUGGCUCUUGGACCAUGGUGCCGACCCCAAUGUCACCGGAGAGAAAUACGCUUCGCCUCUUGCCACCGCCGCACUUGAACCUCUUUCUCCAGUGUUCGAUGUUCUUAUCUCACACGGCGCGAAACUCGAUCCGUACGCUCUGUUUUUGGCUAUGCGCCCACGUGGCAAAGGUGGAAUUCCAGUCAUGGAAUAUCUCAUCGAUCGUGGUAUUGAUAUCAAUGCUGUGCGACCAGAAGCCGGGACGCCAUUGCACUACGCUGUCUCUUUGGGGAGCAACGGCAGAGAGAAAUUGGAAUUGCUGUUGCGGCGAGGUGCGGAUAAAAGUGUGAGAGAUAUGUCCGGAAUGACGCCUGCGGAGCUAGCCAAGCAGAAAGGCUGUCUGGAUCUUCUUGUUAUUCUUGGGGAAUAGAUGGCCAUCAGUGCAAUUGGUAGAGAAGGAUCGGCUCCGGGCACUUUCUUUCAGUUUCAAACAUAUCUUUGAGGAUACCAACGUAUUCCAACAUCUACGCUGUUAUCGGUCAUCCUUCAGCCCCCUUUGCAGUCCACUGUUGUCGGCCACGUUUACCAGACACAUCUACAACAUACCACAUAAUCAGACAAGCUAUGAGAAUGAGAGACCCAGAACUCCAUGCUCCACGGCACACUGUUGGCUAUUUCUGUCCUCGUUGUGUGGGUUGCAUCGGGGCCGCAUUUACAGGCCAUCCGCCCUGUUUUCCUCGACCUUUCAAACAGGCCAUCCCAUCGACCGUCAGCUCACAGCUCAAAGCGUUCCACUUCUCCCUCUAACGCUGUUUCAUGUUUCAAACUAGGGUCCCGAAUAGUCCAAUGAGAAAGUCCAAAGUUCCUGUUGGCCUGAGCUAUGGUUUACUUCUGUCUUCGCAUAGGACCUGCAACUUUCUCAGUGCGGCCAACGACACUUGUCCUCAGAGCACUUGAACAGAACUUCCAAGAUGGGAGGAUCCCAACAAAGUACAGAAUGAUAUUUUUAACGCCGUUAGUCGUCUACUUGUACCGUACUAAUUAUCUAAAGUGCC